CAAWUUAAUCGAGACUGCCAAGAUGGCGGCCUCUUGGCAAGAGAGUGUAGAACAUUUAACUUCUACUUCUACUCUUACCAAGUCAUCUAUCUUAUUGAUUUGCACAACCAUAUGUAAAAGUGAGGAGGUCAUACUCAAAGACAACGAAGAUAAUGAAGGAUUUAUUGUACCCUUUAUUGCWUUAGCUUCACAUCACAUUGGUCUAAAUGUCAGUGAAUGCCAGUCUCCCAUAAAUUAUGUUCUGAAUGCAUCCAAGAUUCUCCUGAAGUACUGCAUACAAGAACUAAGAAAGAAGAAUGCAACAAGAAAGAUCUUGCCAAAGAAAAAGCUGGUGUCUAUAGUGGAGGGCCURUGUAAAGGCCAUGGCUGCUUGGCCAGGACAGACAUUGUUGCCUUCACUGCUCUGCUAAAGGGUGAAACAAUUCCACCAGMUCUUGACUUCAGCACCAUAGAAAAUGAYACCAAGGAAGACAUGCCUUUCAAUAAUGGGGUGUUUUUUCAAACUCUGCAAAUGGCAUUUGUACAAAAUGAAGAUGGAACAAGCAAAGAUAGCAAAGAGAAGUACAAUAAUAAGUUAUUAGAAACAGUGACAACAAUAACAACAGGAGCUACAACUACAAUURUAUCAAAAUUAGUAAUACUCACACAAGCUUGUAUCCAUUUCAGCCUUCAAGAAUUAUCCUCUGAGAUGGUCAUGAUAUCAAGCAUUGUUUCACUACCUGUUCUUGAACCUUUGAUGGCCAAGCGACUCAACAAAGUUGCUGUUCUUGCAUUGUGUUGUAUUGACGCUGCCUUGACUGUUGCUACAGGAAGUUUCAUGCCAGGUGACACCAUGUUUGCAAGUAAACCAACAAAAACAGUGAAAUCUGCUGUCAAAACCAGCAUCAAGUCUACCAAAACUGAUGAGGASCAGAUUGAAAAAGCUGUGGAAAACAUUGUUGAUUCAAGUUUGAACAUUUAUGACACACUAUGCCAUGUUAUUGGGUCRUCAUCMCGUGCUGGUGGACCUUCAUUACAGAACUUGAACYURAUGGUAGUCUACUGCAUAGAAAAGGCAAUGGCUCCAGUGUAUGGCGUUGAUACUACAAGGAGUUUAAAGCAAAAAGAACUAGCUUCUGCCAAGAUUAAAUGUCUCCAAGGUGCMAAUAUCUAUGUAGCAAACCUUGCAUCCAAGGGCYUGGUUCUCCUUGCAUCUCUUAUGGAGGAACUAAAGUUAGAGGGCCACGAUACCGAACCUGUKGAAGAACUUUUGGACUUGAGUAUCACAUCAGAAUGUACGGGCUUACAAAGAAUGAAGAGAUUGCUAAAGGACAUACCCAUUACACAGAUUAUGCUGAAGCAGUUUUCAAGCUUAUACAGGAAGGUAAUUUCAUUGUUAGAUGAAGAGUCUUUGCUGGGCAGAUGGUUUGAGGACACUUUGCAAUGUCCAGAAAUGAUGGCAACACCAGCCAGCACCAAUGAAAAAGAGAAAGAUACCCAAGAAAAGAAAGACGAUGAACCGCAGGAUAAAACACAGAAAGGCGCCCAAGAGUAUUUGUCCCAAGCAACCAGCACCCUUCAGUUUGUUGUAAAACAUUUGUUGAUGAACACCAUGGAUGAAGUUCAGAGAUAUGUAAGAUUGUCCCUCAAUGUCGAUCAAAUGACAGACCUGGCUGGAAUACUGACAGAGCUGGAUAACAAAUCUAACAAGYUAAACAAACUGAAAGGCUUUGAUGARCUUUGCCUGACAGUUGAUGAAGCUUUUCAUUUGUURCUAGUGGAGGAAUUACUACCAGAACAUCUUCAGGAUUUACUGCUGGAGUCUCUCAAUCUAUCACCUAAAUCAGAUGGACCAUGGCCUUUAAGGAUUGACUCGACAUGUCUUGGUGUGUUAGCAAGGGUUAUAUUGGCAAGACAGCAAAAGGCUUAUAAAGCUAACAAUGGAAAUAUGGAUAUCAAGGAAUGCAUCAAUAUAUGGACUAGAUUAAUUGAUACACUGGAGAGAAAUGCUGUAGCAGAAACCCUUGAGGACCAAGAUGAUCUGAAUGUUGAGCAUCUUCAACUGCUCUUAUUUGUCUUUCACAACUUGUCCCUUGAGCAGAGGACGCUUCUGCUUAUAAGAUGUGCCAAGGCUUUGGUUACCAUAUCAAAGUCAGAAAAGUUGACAAAAACUCCUCCUGCUUCACUAUCAAGACUUACUCUACUGAUGGAUUACUUCUUACACCAUUUUAGUAGUCCCCCAAAGCAGCUCUUUUCCCAGGUACAGAGAAACCUCUUUAGAUCAGGCACKUCUAUUGGUCCUGACAGUURUGAAGACACACAAGCAGGAAUAGUGUACUUUUCWUUGGUAGACCAUGAGGAGGUCAACUAUCAGCGAAGCUGUUUGAAGUUUCAUUCUUUGAAUGGCACUCCUAUUUCUCCUCAAGAAUCCAUCCCUAUGGUACCAAGAUUUUAUGAUAUCAGACCUGUGGCACCAGUAGAUGAUUACAAACAAAUAGAUCCCAAGGCUUGUGAGAUUCUCCUUAACAUGGACGUUGAUGGACUAUCCUACAGUGACUACUACACAGCAGUGAUCAAUCUAAUGAAUGCUGGWCGAAACUGUGAUAAAUUGCACCAUUCAAGAGAAGUCCCUCUCAUGCCAUUAGAUGCUGCCUUUUCCAGGCAGUGCUUUGGAAUUUGGUGGAGACUGCUAGGCUCUCUACCACCRUCAKUGUCAUAUUUGACUGGYCUAAGUGAAUACARACCAACUAGUGAAAAUCUGGAAGAUGAAAUGCCUGUAAUGCUCUCAAACCUCCACUGGAUGGCAAAACUUUCUUCCAAACUAGAUGAUGACUAUAUUAAGUCUCUAAAGGAAUGGAUGGUUGUUCAGGGCUUAUCAGAAGAUGAAUCUCAAUCCACAAUUGAGAAAAUGACYAAGGAUUUCUCAAGCUUACAGUCCAGUGUCGUCAUUGCUAAGACUUACCUUGAAGAGAUUUCCAAGCUGCAUACCAUUACAGAAGAUUUAACCAAUGUCGCUCAACUGCCUUGCAUCCUUUGCGUAAUUCUACUUGAUGCAAUUAUUGCAAAGACUCACAUAGCUUUGAGUAAGCUGUUUGGCAACACAGAUGAGGAUCCAGACCUUACAUACAUCAUGCAAAUUGCCAAAGACCUUGUCCCAAAGAUUGUCAAUUUGAUUCCUUUUUACCAGAAGUUUUCAAGAUUUUAUUUGUUGUCCAUCAUAUGCGAGGACCAGAGAAGGGACAGGACACUGCCUGACGACAGCAAAAAGCUGUUUGUUCAAGAUGCUCUCAAUGCGUACAUAAAUGUUGUACAGAUCGGAUGCAUGAGACUUCCCAAACAGACUUCUCUGUCAGUGGCUGUUCUUUCGGGUUUACCGUCUCCUAUACAAACUGGUGUUGAAAACUGGAACACUGGAUUCUUAAACCAGAAUCCAAUCACUUUUCCAGUAAGAGAUGAAGGAACUGCUGGUAACGUUGCGACAUUCAUUGGUUCUCUUGUUGAAUCUCACUUGUCAUCCAUGGUGUCCAGUACUCCRUAUGACAAGGGUCCUGGWUUGAAACACACAUUGCAGUCACUUGUUCAACUUGCUGCUGAUUUGAUCAUGUGGUGUCCAAAAGAGGAAGGCUCCAUUCAUAGUUUACAUGCCAAGGAACUGACAAGUACAUUUUCACCAAUACUAGUAGAUGCAACCACUGAAUACCUCCAUGAUUCAGCCACUAGUGUACUGGACAGAGUGGUUGGACCUGUUGAUAGUGAAGCAUAUUCCAGGAAUAUCCAUCUUUAUGUGCUGAUUAACUGCCAGAAACUCUUGACAGAGCAGACACUGAUUGACAAAGAAAGUUCAUUCAUUGGUGAGGAGGUGUUAUUGGACUGCUUAAAGUACAUUGAGUCCUUAUUGGAGAGACCAUCUGGGCGUAGUCUGUUAGAACAGUUCUACACUAACGGCAAAGACCUUGUAGACAUCAUCUUAUUAUCAGCACAUAGUACUGCCUCUUUGCCAUACGUCAACAGAACUCUAAAAAUGGCAGUUAGAAUUCUUCAGCUUGGUUAUUCAUUCAUUGGUGAGGAGGUGUUAUUGGACUGCUUAAAGUACAUUGAGUCCUUACUGGAGAGACCAUCUGGGCGUAGUCUGUUAGAACAGUUCUACACAAACGGAAAAGACCUUGUAGACAUCAUCUUAUUAUCAGCACAUAGUACUGCCUCUUUGCCAUAUGUAAACAGAACUCUAAAAAUGGCAGUUAGAAUUCUUCAGCUUGCUGAAAAACAUCCAGUAGACUCAACCAUCAAAUCACUUGCAAGAUGUCUGUCAUUUCUGGAUACAAGUGAUCCACAGCAGUUACAAGACUGGCUGACAAGAAUUGUCAUUGGAAUAGAAGAAGACCGUGAAAACACUGGAAAGAUGGCUGACAACAGGCUGCUCCUACAAGCACUAGCAUCUCAUCUUGUGAGGGAAGCUUAUCUAGUAAAGGACUCUACUUGUACAAGUCUACUAGAUGCUUUGAUACCCAUUGGGGAUAAGUUAAUGUCUAUGAUGAGUUSUAAAACAGCUUGUGCAGGAGCCAAACUKGGYGAUGUUAUCCAUGCAGCUUCUAUACUUGCAAGUGUUGACCAAGGAAAGGGUCAUUCUAAACUSUGCAAGGCAGCUAUUAAAUGGCUGGAUACAUGUAAGUACAGCUUGGAAAAGGAAGAUCUUGACGUGAAAGCUGAGGGAGCUAAAGAAAGCAGUACCAUGGAACUAGCUGGGCCUUUGUUGUCUUACUUGGCUGGGAUGAUUCUUGCAUUGAAGUACGUAUUAGAACAAGAUACUCCAACGUCACCACUUACAACAACUCAAGGAAGCAAUGAUAUUGUUGUACAAGACCUUGAGACGGAAUGGAUGGAUGAUAUUGCAGCCGAAGAAGAAGAAUCUGGUGGAGAAGAGUCUGAUGAAGACUCACUAUGUAACAAGCUUUGUACGUUCACCAUCACACAAAAAGACUUCAUGAACCAACAUUGGUAUCACUGUCAUACUUGUAAGAUGAACGAUGGUGUAGGUGUGUGUACUAUAUGUGCUAAGGUCUGUCAUAAAGACCAUGAUGUCUCCUAUGCUAAGUAUGGAUCAUUCUUUUGUGACUGUGGAGCAAAAGAGGAUGGAAGCUGUCAGUCUUUGGUAAAGCGCAAUCCAAGUCUAUCUAAAGAAAGCAGYUCAACAUCAGUGCAUGCRUUUGCCAAUGGYCAAGACACAGAAGACUGUGAYGARGUUGAGAGUCAAAGAAGAGAAAAGAGGCUGUCAAGCUCAUCUCAAACUAAUGUUGGAAGUGGUUUGGCUACAGAUUUGCUGUCUGGUUCUACAGGAGAGAGUGGYCAAGAUGAUGCAGCAACACCAACUAAAGCUAUCCAGACUCUUGCUAAGCAAAUAGAGAAACACACAGAUGUGCUUGURAAAGAACUAGAGGCCUCGUCUCUGAAUGCCACCAUUAUAAAACUUCUGCAACUKUUGAUGGGGCCAGUGAUUAAGAAUACAGGGACUACAAGCCAGGUGUAUGGUGCAGCUCAGCUUGUCAGYAAAGCACUAGAAGAUCUGCAUUCACUGGAAAAGACAGUGGAGACUACAGAACAACUAAUGGUUCCAACACUUGGCUCACAAGAAGGUGCAUUUGAGAAUGUGCGCAUGACAUUCAGUGGKGAACAAGGUCAAGCAAUUAGACAGCUGAUUGGUGCUCAUGUAUUACGCCGUGUUGCAAUGUGUUGUCUGGCUUCUCCUAAAGGUCGACGUCAACAUCUCGCUGUGAGCCAUGAAAAGGGAAAGAUAACAGUUCUGCAGUUAUCAGCUCUUCUGAAGCAAGCAGAYUCCAGUAAAAGAAAACUAACCCUAACACGCCUAGCCACAGCACAAGUACCAUUUACUGUGCUAUCAAUAACAGGCAACCCAUGCAAUGAAGACUUCUUGGCAGUCUGUGGACUAAAGGACUGUCAUGUCUUGACAUUUAGCUCUUCAGGGUCUGUGGUUGAUCACCUUGCUCUUCAUCCUCAACUUGAGACUGGAAACUUUAUUAUUAAAGCCGUUUGGCUGCCAGGAUCUCAGACAGAAGUAGCUGUGGUAACAGCAGACUUUGUMAAGAUCUAUGAUCUUUCUAAGGAUGCCUUGAGCCCAGUCUUUUACUUUGUGCUUCCAAGUGGCAAGAUACGUGAUGCAAGCUUUGUAUUCCAUGAUGGUAGCCGUAGUGAUGGUAGCCGUAGUGAUGGUAGCCGUAGUGAUGGUAGCCGUAGUGAUGGUAGCCGUAGUGAUGGUAGCCGUAGUGAUGGUAGCCGUAGUGAUAGUAGCCGUAGUGAUGGUAGCCGUAGUAUGGUCCUAAUGUCAUCAGCAGGCUAUAUAUACCAUCAGCCCAUGGAUGACGAUAGCAGUGCUACUGGAGGUCCUUUCUAUCUCACCAAUACCAUUCCAGUACAGCAUAGUGAUUUGGAGGACACCAAUGGACAAGUAGCUGGUGGAGGGGUGUCUGUCUACUAUUCUCAUACGCUUCAGAUUAUGUUAUUCAGCUACACACAGGGUAAAACCUUCAUGGCUCCUUGGGUUCCUGGUCAAAAAGAAAUAAACAACCUAUUUCCAAUCAACUUCAAAAGUAGUAAUGGAGGGAACAAAAACAGCCAGGCAGCUUUGUACCAGUGGAAUGAGGUUCCUCAGCAUCCAGGUCUUGUGUGCUGUAUGACCCAUAGUAGUGGGGUUCCUGUGGUGCUCAUGAUCAAGCCAGGACAAGUACUGAUUCAGGAAAUUAAAGCAGCGUCCUCCAAAUCUAAGACACAAGACAUGGUGGCCAUCCGUCACUCAGUCAACAGCUCAGACCAACAAAGAACAACAAUGAUCUUACUCUGUGAAGAUGGCAGUCUACGUAUUUACAUGGCCAAUGCUGAACACACUGGCAUCUGGAUGGCUCCCUCAUUUCAACCUGCAAGGCCUUUAGCUGUACUGCGUCCAGUGAAAAAGAAAAAAGUAUGCAAAACAAGGACCAAGUCUUCCACUGUUCAUCUCCCUAUAGACUUCUUUGAACAUUGUCAGGUUCUCAAUGAUGUUGAGUUUGGUGGACCUGACAUCCUUCAUGUUUACAAUGCACAACAAGCCAAACACAGGCUGAUGACUGCGGGGAUGUACCUAGCAAGUACUAAGCCCAGUGGUUUUAAUAUCGAGGUAACCAAUACCAACCCAGGUCAGGUCAUGGUWGGAGUGAGGAUACUGGUYGGCUGUCAUCCYCUKGAGAAAGUCCCUUCAUAUGUUGAGAUAUUUGGACGUGUUACACCAUUUACRCUGACCAGGAAUCGCUGGUUUGAUGUUCCUUUUACCAGAGAGGAAUCUCUUACAGCAGAUAAAAAGAUAACCAUUUUCUUUGGUCAGUCUGCAGACCCAUCAGGCGUCUCCAUGGUUGAUUCCAUCAAAGUGUAUGCUAAAACCAAAGAAGUGUUUGGUUGGCCUGAUGAUCCCCAUGAAGAAUUCAGCUCCACAAGUGCUUCAGCAACAACCAGCUUAUCCACCGUUGUACAAGAAAAAGAGCUUAUCACUUGUGUUACUCCUGCAACACCAUUUGACAAGCUUGUUGUUCACUUGGUUGAGAUCUUGGAUGGGUCAUUUUCUGCAUUCUCAAAUGUUAAUGAAGAAACAAGAAAGCUUGCAUUAGACAUGGCAACAUYGUUAAUGACRUGUUCAGCUCCUUCAUGUAUUCAAAACCAAGCUAAAUCACUCCUUGCUACACUUCAUCCUUCCAAGCUGUCUUUCCAUAACCAUAAGGACCAAGCUCAGCUMAAACAAAUCACUCAAUACCUACAAGAUUUUGCCUCAGCAAAAGAAGAAGAAGAAAAAGAAAAAAGUGCUAAACUUGAUGCUGAAACCUUUCAAAGACUUGUUGUCAGUGGCCGGUCUGUUGCAUUAUCAAGGCCGGCAAAUCUGUCCAAGUUUGCAUCUUUGUCAGGAAGUGAUAGCGAUGUACAAAAGYCAAGCAAUCAGUUUGCAUCGGUGCUGAUGGAUGUGUUUUGGAAGUUGAAUGAUCUUCGGCCGCCAGUGCAGACAAUUGCRCCUCUAUCUGCACUAGGAUUACAAGACGUUGAAUCUACAGUCUCUGCACUUGUGGACAUCAUCCAUGCGUUUUCCAUCUCAGAUUCAAGCCAAGUCCCUCUCUCUGUGAAUCUGUAUGUGCAGUUGCUACUAUGUCAGGAUCCAGGCAUUAGCUUUGCCUGCAAACAGGCUUUGAUCCGGGUUCUUCAUCCUCUACAAAAAAGACACAGCAGAGAUGGACCMACUCCACCAAGAAGUGGAACUCCAUCAGCAGAACGAAUCACCCCAGAGGAUGAUGAUAAUGAUGAUGAUGAAGUUGAAGGAGAGAGAUCAGACUCUGGACAGGAAGAACAGAGCUCAACGUCCCAACAACCGGAUGACUCUGCUCAUGCUGCACCAUCCUCUGCUGCACAAGUACCMUCUGCAAGCUCUUCAGCCUCAAGAUCRAGUCACUUAGAAUCCCUUCUUCUUGGAGCAGCAGGUAACCUACCUGCAGUCCUUGAUCUUCCUCAAGAUGCAGACGAUGAAGCAAUGAUGGAACUAGCAAUAGCUCUGAGCUUACAGGAACAGUCAGUGGGAUCGCAGGGACUCAAUCUACAGGGUUUGUCUCAAGGACAGAUAUCUUUAGCUUUGGAAGGUGGGAAUUCCUCUGAUACCACCACAUCAGCCCCUGGUAGUGAAGAUGAUGAGUAUGAAGUMCCMCCUGGWAGYGCACAAGGKUCCUCUGCAGGACACAGUGCMCCMCGCUCUCCCAUCCCUGCAGGCAUUGCACAACAAGGACCAGACUCUGAGAGUGGUGGCAGCGCUGAUUCCAUUGCYGUUGAACCAGGAUCUAGUGUGGCAACUAUCAGCAUUGAUGAGGACAAUCCAGCAUCUGAGCAUGAAGCUAGAGGUGGUGAUGGCCAGCAAGGCACUGUCCUGGAAACAUCACAUGAACAUGAUGUCCGACAUUCACUGCAACUGCUGCUGAUUGAUGAAUUGUUGGGCCAUUUACCCAACCUGAAGGAUGUUGGAGGUGUAAGAGCAAUUCCAUUCAUGCAGGUUCUGUUAAUGUUGUGCUCUGACCUGGAGAAUAAUGACAAAGACAUUGCUGCUCUUGAGAGAGUCCUUGAAAAGUGUUUGGCAGAAUUGGAGCUAGACAAAAAGAAUUACCAGGAAAUGUCCAACCGCACCAAACACCAUGAAGUCCAGUUAAUCAUCAUGAGAUUCCUUAGUGUUCUCAUGUCAAAGACAAAAAGCUCAGCCAAGGCUUCUACAGAGGCUUCUUCCAUGGUCUGUAGUAAGACUGCCAAUGUCCUAUGUGGGGUAGGGAUAGUAGAAUACUGUCAGGAAGUCCUAAAGUGUCUGCUCAMUCACUGGCAGAAGAUGGCUAAGAAGGAUGAGGAAGAUUCUGUCAGYGUAAGUGGAUCKUUACUCAAGCCUCARCCAACAAGCACUCCUCCUGACAUGUCUCCAUUCUUUCUCAGACAAUAUGUCAAGGGUCAUGCAGGAGAUGUGUUUGAGUCUUACCCUCAGCUUCUCACAGAGAUGGUGCUUAGACUCCCAUAUCAGGUCAAGAAAGUCACUGAUGGUUCAGAUGAGACCAAGUCUCCACACUUCAAUGAAGAAUGGAUGUAUGUCCUGUGUGAGUACAUGAUGGUGCAACAGACUCCAUUUGUCAGGCGUCAAGUGCGCAAAUUAUUGCUGUUCCUCUGUGGUUCUAAGGAUAGUUAUCGCCAACAGCGUGACCUCCAUGCGUUGGACUUCCACAGUAAAGCAGUCAGGGUGUUGAGUACUCAAGGUGGUUUUGACCCAGACAGUGCACGUAAUACUCCAAUAGUUCUCUCAUAUGAUGCUCUAAUAACUAUGAUUGAACAUCUCAAGGCRUGUUCUGAGAUAGCAUCCAGUAGGGUCAGUAACUGGCAAGCKUACUGCAUCCAAGAUAAAAGUGCCUUGUCRUUCUUGCUGAGAGCCAGUUUUCUCUUUGAGGAAGGAGUUGCUCCUCUGAUACUUCAACUCCUAACRUACGCAAUUUGUGGAGGGAAGGCACAGACACAGGGUCCUUCGCCACACAAAAAGAAAGACAAGGACAAAGACAAGGACAAAGACAAAGACAAAGAGAAGGAAAAAGAAAAAGAAAAGGAAAAAGAAAAGGAGAAAGAGAAAGAUAAGGGCAAGGGAAAAGAGAAAGCAAAUGAACAAAAUGAGAAAAAUGAAGCCACUGCUUCUCGUCUUGUCCAACAACUCCAUGAGUUCGUAGACAUGGAAAUCUUGCGUCAGUUUGUGCAAAGCUUUCUUCUUGAGUCUAAUUCCACUGCUGUACGUUGGCAGGCUCAUGAACUUCUUUACAAGAUUCAUAAGCAUUCCACUCCCAAUCAGCAAGACAAGUUGUCAGAUAUGAUGUGGAAAAUCUGGCCAGAACUGCCUGGAUAUGGUCGACGUGCUGCUCAAUUUGUAGAUCUUCUGGGUUACUUUACCAUUAAGAGUGCUUCUAAGUCCAGCAAGUUUGAUAUCUACUGUGAGAAAGCUGUACAGCUUUUGAAAAUGCAAAACAGCAUCUUAGAAAAYCAUCCCAAUUCCAAUGUGUACAGGAUGCUUGCUGGUUUUGUUGAGUUUGAUGGGUAUUACCUUGAAAGUGACCCGUGUCUGGUUUGUAACAAUCCUGAAGUACCAUUCCAGAGCCUCAAGUUGUCAGCCAUUAAAGCAGACUUCAGGUUUACAACCACCUCUCAACUUGUCAAACUGAUCAGUAGCCACACUAUUUCUCGUAUUACUCUCAAGAUUGCCGACAUGAAGAGACAAAAGAUGGUUCGCACAAUCACUUUCUACUACAACAAUAGGACAGUUCAGUCUGUGGUUGAACUCAAGAACAAGCGUCCAUUGUGGCACAAAGCUAAGAAGUGCCAUCUCACUCCAGGACAAACAGAACUAAAGGUUGACUUUCCCCUUCCAAUUGUGGCUUGUAACCUGAUGAUAGAGUACUCAGAUUUCUAUGAGAAUUUUCAGGCAUCUUCUGAGACUCUUCAGUGUCCUAGGUGUAGCGCAUCAGUUCCUUCCAACCCUGGUGUGUGCAGCAACUGUGGUGAGAAUGUCUAUCAGUGUCAUAAGUGCAGGUCCAUCAAUUAUGAUGAGCGUGACCCUUUCCUCUGCAAUGCAUGUGGUUUCUGUAAGUAUGCCAAGUUUGACUACAACCUGACAGCCAGGUCUUGCUGUGCCGUGGAUCCCAUUGAGAAUGAAGAAGACAGRAAAAAGGCUGUAGCUAGUAUUAAUUCUUCACUGGARCGUGCAGACCGUGUSUACCGCCAACUGUCUGCGCACAGGACUCCMUUAGACAUGCUGCUUACWAGGAUACUAGAACAUGGCGAUGCUGAAGUUAUCAAGGUAAAAUUCAUUCAUUUGUUAAUCUGCUCCUUCAUUUCAUGUAAGGGUUUGAUACGUGAACUGGUCGACUUCAAUCUUCAUCAAGGAACAGCUCAGAUGCGAGCUGAUGUUCGUCACCUCCUCUGUCUUCUCACCAAAAACAAUGAUGACGCCACUGAAGAACUGAAUCAGAUUUUAGUACAGAGAGUUAUCAGUGCACUGCAAGGUCACAGGUCAAAUCCAACCAUGGUAUCUGGUAUUGGUCCUGAGAUGCUGUUGCUAAGUAACACUGUAGAGAUGGAGGAUUUGUGCUGGGAGAAGAGAAUUAGAUGCGUUAUGCGUAUUUUCAUGAUGUCCGUGGAGACUCCAAGCCCAUUGGUGAUGGAGAGCAUUACUCUGUCAUGCCUUAAGAUUCUACUCAAACUUGUCAAGCCACCUCCCCCAACUAGCAAGAAAAACAAGCAUGUGGACACUAAACAGUGGUUAGCACAAGAGGAAGGAAGUCUCUUCAAAGACUGGAAGCAGCAGGCUAUGAAAAAGACCAUUCAGUCCAAGAAAGUUGAAGAUGAGAGUAAAGAGGAUGCACAUAGAAGGUAUCUGAUGGAAAAGUAUGCAUGCAAAUGGAGAUURUAUGUAGAGAAAAAGAAGCAAGAAAAACCAUCAAAUGUCACCAGUGAUGACGAUUGGUUGAGACAAGUAUUGUUCACWCCAUCCAGUAGAGCAGCUCGGCAGAUUGCUUGUACCAUUGUGGAGUCCCUGUGUCAGGUUCCAAGUCGACGUACACAAAUGCUUGAUCUCCUCACAAGUUUUCUAGAUGAAGUGAGCUCGGCUGGAGAGAAUGCAGCGGAGUUCUUUGAGUUGUAUCARAAGCUCAUAAGUCCAACGUAUUCCAAGUUCUACUUGGCACUGAAAGGCGCAUUGCUACAGAUUGGYGAACUUAUUACCCUGGAAAUCAACCGAUUGUCUUCCUUGGAGCAAACGACUCUUAGUUCAGACUUGUCUCAAGGCUAUGCAUUACAUAUGUUGACUGACACUCUUGCCACAUUUAUAUUCAUCAARCAUGAGAAUCUAAAGCAGAAAUUCAAAGGCAAGCUUGUGGGUACWGUUUUGAAUGGAUACUUGUCUCUCAGACGGUUGGUUGUUCAAAGGACUAAGCUUAUUGACGAAACACAGGAGUUGUUGCUUGAGUUGUUAGAAGAAAUGACRACAGGAACUGAAGUAGAGACCCGUGCCUUUAUGGCUAUUUGUGUCGAGACACUAARCAGAUAUGAUCAAGAUGACYUGCGUACUCCAGUCUUUAUAUUUGAGAGGCUGUGCAAUCUUAUCUAUCCGGAGGAAAAUGACAUUGGGGAGUUUUUUAUGACUUUGGAGAAGGAUCCACAACAAGAAGACUUCUUGCAAGGUCGCAUGCAAGGCAACCCAUACAGCUCUAAUGAGCCUGGUUUAGGGCCUUUGAUGCGGGACGUCAAGAACAAGAUUUGCACAGAUUGUGAACUGAUUGCACUUCUUGAAGACGAUAGUGGAAUGGAGUUACUGGUUAAUAACAAGAUCAUCAGUCUUGAUUUAGCUGUCAAAGAUGUGUACAAGAAAAUCUGGUGCCCAGAAGGAGAGGGUGAGCCAAUGAAAAUUGUGUAUCGAAUGAGAGGGUUGCUAGGAGAUGCAACUGAGGAGUUUGUUGAAAAUCUUGAUAACAGYAAAGAAGAAGAUGUUGAUGUUGAAGAAGUGUACCGAAUGGCGUCGGUCAUGUCAGUGUGUGGUGGUCUUGAAGCAAUGCUUACAAGAUUAAGUGUUGUUCGUAAUCUGGUUCGUGGUCGACAGCUGGCGUCAGUUAUUCUUAAACUACUGGGAUACUGCGUCAAACUGAAGGUCAAUCGUCAGUAUCUUUGCAAUCCAUCAUUGAAUGCCCUCAACGUCCUACUAGGAACACUAAACCAGUCACUUCAAAUGGAACAAGAAUCAAGCGGUGGUGGAGGAGCUGCCAUGGCCGAGGAAGUCCUAAGUAUCAUGGAAAGUAUCUUACAAGAGGCAACGUCCUCACCACAGCUAACCCAACCACCAAGUGAAGGAGAUCGUAGUCAGCUUGAUAUGCUACUUGAUAAGAUUACUAGUCCAUUUGUACGAGCAAGUACAAAGAUCCUACAAGCCAUGAUGAGAAUUAUACCAUUCUUGACUUUUGGUGAUGAAAAGAAUAUGAAAACGUUGAUUAUCCAUUUCAUGCCGUAUCUGGAUUUUGAGAAGUUCGAUGGCGAGAGAUCAAGUGAUGAAACCUUGUUUAUUGACUGCUUCUGCAAAAUUGCCAAUGGAAUUGAGAAUAAUCAAAGUGGAGCAAGACUAAAAGAAAUGAUCAUUGAAAAUGGAAUAGUUGACAAAGCAAUCAAAUACCUAGAGACACACACUCCUUCACAACCUUUCAGCAAGGCAAACCUCGCUGAGUUAGAUAUCUGGAAGGAAUUCCUUGCACGUCCGUCGUUACCGUAUGUMUUAAGACUACUAUCUGGUCUUUGUAAAGGAGACAAGAAAAUUCAGAAUAUAAUUGGMGAGGCUUCCAUCCCAGUAAUUCAUCGACUAGAACAAGUUUCAUCUGAGGAGAARGUMGGAUCUCUUGCUGAGAACYUACUCGAGGCAUUACGAGAGAACAARGAAGUYGAAAAAAAGAUCAACGAGGUGAGAAGACARACUCGAGCWGAGAAAAAGAGACUUGCAAUGGCCAUGAGAGAGAAACAGCUUGGUGCCUUAGGAAUGAAGACAACUGGUGAAAAGAUCAUCGCGAAGCCGAACAGUCUUACUCGUGAGAUGGAACACUUGGCGGAGGAAUCUGGUUUAGUGUGUUGUAUCUGUCGUGAGGGAUAUAAUUACAACCCCCAAAAGGUUCUUGGUAUUUACACGUUCACCAAGAGGUGUGUAGUGGAAGAGUUUGAAACAAAACAACGAAAGACGCAGGCAUAUUGUACUGUAAGUCACUUCAAUGUGGUUCAUUAUGACUGUCACAUGGCUGCCGUCAGGUUGGCUCGAAGUCGUGAUGAGUGGGAGAGCGCUGCCCUGCAGAAUGCCAGUACCAAGUGUAACGGUCUCUUGCCUAUCUGGGGUCCUCAGGUGUCAGAAUCAGCAUUUGCUAGCUGUCUUGCCAGACAUAAUAGCUACAUCCAAGAAAGCACUGGUCACAUUGAGCCCAACUAUUACUGGGGAAUACAYGAUCUUCGUCUUCUUCUGCAGCGUUUUGCAUUUGAGAAGUCCUUCAGUGACGACACYGGUGGCGGUGGRAAAGAAAGUAACAUCCAYUUUAUACCGUACAAUGUGCACAUGAUACUCUACGAACUUAACACCACCAGACAGAGAACUCGUGAAGAAAAGAACCUUCAGUCUUUUAUGGAUGCCUCGUCAGAUAAAUGGGUUGACGCAGCAUACAAGGUUGAGAGUCCAUACUAUUUCACUCUGCUSUCUCUCUUUGUCUAUUCGCUGGAGCAGUGGCUUGAGAAUCGACAGACUUUCCUUAGAAGGCUAAUCAUAACUGCGCAUGCUCGAAAUAUCGCUCCUAGUGGCACCACCACACGACUACAAGAUGUGUCUGUCAAGGAAUAUAGUGUCUACAAACCUGCUUUGAUCUUCUUUUUCUUCGUCGACCAACUACAUCACAUGUUCAAGAGAUCAUUAAAAUCCUCCGACUCUGGCUGGGCUCAAGCGAUGGCGGACCAUAUUCGAAACAGCGAUGAAGCUUUGCUUAAGGCUUGUGAUAAGCUUCUGAAAUCCUACCAGAAUGAUGUUCUUCCUGCCGAGUCUUUCGGGGAAUUUUUCGAUGUUGCAGGUUUACUCAGCGAUGUUCAAAACCCCGAUGCAUUUAUAUCCGAAGCUCUCGACUCUCUUCCUAAGUGAUGAACCUUUAGCUAGAUUAGAAAACAGACUCAAAAGGUUAUAAGAAGCUGAUUUUAAUUGGGUCAUAAGCAUAGAUAUAAGCACAAUGUUACUUGGCAACAUAAACUUUAGCAUAAGCUCAAGAGAAAAAUUAAAUAAACUAUGUCCUUCUUGCUGG
This is a messenger RNA of Exaiptasia diaphana, 15368 nucleotides long. RefSeq names its product E3 ubiquitin-protein ligase UBR4. Lineage: Eukaryota; Metazoa; Cnidaria; Anthozoa; Actiniaria; Aiptasiidae. The record is from RefSeq and is a predicted model, not a curated record. Gene Ontology annotation, molecular function: protein binding; zinc ion binding. The transcript is spliced from 98 exons. Bases 23 to 15211 code for a protein of 5062 amino acids.